Molecule: messenger RNA, 378 nt
Organism: Gongylonema pulchrum
Lineage: Eukaryota; Metazoa; Nematoda; Chromadorea; Rhabditida; Gongylonematidae
Source: the annotation of a GenBank genome assembly
AUGCCAAGUGCAAAGUGUGGACAGUCUUAUUUACUUGCUUGUCUACUCGUGCAUCUUGAGCUCGUGUCUGAUUUGAGUACCAACAACUUUCUAAAUACCUUUCGUAGAUUCAUUUCUCGUCGAGGCAUACCGAAAAUAGUUUAUUCUGAUCAAGCAACUACGUUUCAGUAUGCAUCUAAAGUUCUCACUGAGGGUGGCUUUUAUGAACGCAUAAUAGGUAUGGCAAAAAAUUGCUUUAGGCGAUGUAUUUGUAGGCGCAUUUUGGUUUUGAAAUCAUUUGCAGUUCUAUUCUACGAAGUAGAAGCUGUUCUGAAUAGCCGUCCGUUGGUAGUGAUGGCAGUGAUUUCCUCUACAUUUCAAAUCACCUCUUACAACUGA